Kogia breviceps (pygmy sperm whale) is the source of this 1843-nucleotide messenger RNA. RefSeq names its product phospholipase A2 group III (gene PLA2G3). NCBI's taxonomy places the organism in Eukaryota, Metazoa, Chordata, Mammalia, Artiodactyla, Physeteridae. Gene Ontology annotation, molecular function: A2-type glycerophospholipase activity. The record is from RefSeq and is a predicted model, not a curated record. Gene Ontology annotation, biological process: arachidonate secretion; phospholipid metabolic process.
AGCACCGGGUCAGCUGGGCUUGCUUCCACUCAGCUACAGAGCUGCUGCCUCGUGGGCCCACCAGGGUAGGAUUCCCGGGGGCUUUGUCUGACUGGGCUGGGCCAGGGCAGAAUGGGGGUUCUGGUGGUGUUCUUGGGGGUGCUGAACUUCCUGGGGGCAGUUCUGGGGGGCUCCCCUGCCCUCCACUUGCACAGCACCUCCUGCCACUUGGCCAGACCCAUCUCUGGCAGCCCUUUGGGGUCCCUUAGCUUCUUGGGCAAGUCUGCCCAGGGACUAGCCCUGUUCCAUGCUCGCUGGGAUGGGCACGGGAGGCUGCAGGUCUGCAGCCGGCAGGAUGAGCCAGAGCUCACUACAGCCUUCAGUACCCUCUGUGCUGGAGAGAUCACCCGGGACUCCUUCAUCCACACCCCUGGACCUGAGCUGCAGAGAGCCCUGGCCACCCUUAAGAGUCAGUGGGAGGCCUGCAGAGGGCCUGCCGAGAGUCCAGCAGGGACCAGGGAGAAGCGAGCAGCAGGGCAGAGUGGAGCGCCUGGCAUGGGGAACCAGCGGGUGAAGAGAGGGUGGACCAUGCCUGGCACACUGUGGUGUGGAGUCGGGGAUUCUGCCGGGAACUCCUCGGAGCUGGGGGUCUUCCAGGGCCCUGAUCUCUGCUGCCAGGAACAUGACCGCUGCCCACAGACUGUCUCACCCUUCCAGUACAACUAUGGCAUCCGAAACUACCGACUCCACACCAUCUCCCACUGCAACUGUGAUGCCAGGUUCCAGCAGUGCCUACAUAACCAGCGGGACUCCAUCUCCGACAUCGUGGGCGUGGCCUUCUUCAACGUGCUGGCGAUUCCCUGCUUCUUGCUGGAGGACCAGGAGGCCUGUGUGGAGUGGUACUGGUGGGGCGGGUGUAGAACAUAUGGCUCUGUAUCCCUCGCCCGUCUCCAGCCCAGGACCUUCUACAAUGCCUCCUGGAGCUCCCUUGCCAUCCCCCUGACUCCCAGUCCUCAGAACCCAGUGCCCAGCAAGCCUCGGUGGAUUCAGCACCCUCAGAAGUGGCCAGCACAGCAGAAGGAGUCCGAAUACCCCAGCCAAGCCAACGCCUCAGCCCUCCAGGCCCCUGUGGCCUCCCCUGGGCCUGAUGUGGCCUCCAUAGUCCAGCUGGAGGUCACUGAUUCAGGCCUCCAGGGACCAUGGCGUGGCCUAAAACCUCAAGGUGCCCACCAGGCCUGCCGCAGCUUCCACCACCUGGACCAGUGUGAGCACCAGAUCGGGCCCCAGAAGACCAAGUUCCAGCUGUUCAACAAUGCCCGUGAACCCCUCUUCCACUGCAACUGCACGCGCCGUCUGGCACGCUUCCUGAGGCUCCACAGCCCACCUGUGGGCGCCAACAUACUUUGGGAGCUGCUGGGCAUAACCUGCUUCAAACUGGCCCCUCCACUGGACUGUGCUGAGGGCAAAGGCUGUUCCAAAGACCCCAGGGCCAUCAAGGUGUCAGCUCGGCACCUGAGGCGACUUCAGCAGAGGCAACUCCAGCUCCAGGGGACAGGCACAGACAACAGGCAGGCAUGGACUUCAGAGCACCCAAAGGCCGCCAUGUCAUUCUAUGAUCGGUGCCUGCAGCUGACCCAGGGAGCCGGAGGACCCGAAGGACAGCAGAAAUCCUGGAACCAGUGACCUCAGUUCCAGCUCUCCUGGGCACAAGACUGGACCUCGUCCCUGGUUUUGCUAGGCCCUGGGGGGGGGGGUGUCUCAGCUUCCCCUCCACGUGUUAGACUGAAGCAUGGACGGGCUCUUGUGGAUAGCCAGAGGGCUGCAUGGGUAGGGUGGGGGGGGCCAAGGCCCAAAUGCUGGACCA